Messenger RNA from Calypte anna (Anna's hummingbird), 5158 nucleotides. Its product is annotated as protein spinster homolog 2. Gene Ontology annotation, cellular component: membrane. Gene Ontology annotation, biological process: lipid transport; transmembrane transport; sphingosine-1-phosphate receptor signaling pathway. The transcript has 13 exons. Lineage: Eukaryota; Metazoa; Chordata; Aves; Apodiformes; Trochilidae. Gene Ontology annotation, molecular function: sphingolipid intramembrane carrier activity; transmembrane transporter activity. Bases 107 to 1681 code for a protein of 524 amino acids. The record is from RefSeq and is a predicted model, not a curated record.
CCCGCCGGGAGCUGUCAGAGGCGGCGGGCGGGCGGGCGGCUGUGGCGAUCGCGGGAUGCGGCGGUGAGGGAGAGCGGCGGUCACUCCGGACCGGUUCCUGCAUCCCAUGAUGUGCCUAGAAAGCGACGGCUCCUCCGGUAGCAGCCCGGGUUGUGGCGGGCGUCUUCGAGCCGGUGACGAAGAGGAGGAGGAAGACGGCGAACGGGGCUGCUGCGGCCGGGGCGCUGAGGGCGAGGUGCAGACCCUGUCAGGCAGGAUGAACCCGCCGGCCGCCGGCAAGCACCCUGAGAGACCGACCGCCCGCCACAAGGCACCGAACCUCGGCCGGGCCCGGGUGGCAGCCGCCGGCAUCCUCAGCGUGGGCAACGUGCUCAACUACCUGGACCGGUACACGGUGGCAGGUGUGUUACUAGACAUCCAGCAGCACUUUGGAGUCAAAGACAGUGGGGCUGGCUUAUUACAGACAGUUUUCAUCUGCAGUUUCAUGGUUGCAGCACCCAUCUUUGGUUAUCUUGGUGACCGUUUCAACAGAAAGAUCAUUCUCAGCUGUGGGAUCUUCUUUUGGUCAGGUGUCACUUUUUCAAGCUCCUUCAUCACUGAAAAGUAUUUCUGGCUUCUUGUGCUCUCACGAGGUUUGGUUGGCAUUGGUGAAGCAAGUUACUCCACUAUUGCACCAACCAUCAUAGGAGACCUUUUCACCAAAAACACAAGGACCCUUAUGCUGUCUGUUUUCUACUUUGCAAUUCCUCUGGGCAGUGGCCUGGGAUACAUCACGGGGUCGAGUGUGAAGCAGGUUGCUGGAGACUGGCACUGGGCAUUGCGGGUAUCUCCACUCCUGGGAAUGAUAACAGGGACACUCAUCUUGAUAUUUGUACCUGCUGCUAAAAGAGGAAAUGUUGAACAACUUGGGGGACAGCUGAAGGCUCGGACCUCAUGGCUAAGAGACAUGAAAGCUCUGAUUAGAAACCGUAGCUACGUCUUCUCAUCACUGGCCACCUCAGCUGUCUCCUUUGCCACAGGGGCACUUGGCAUGUGGAUCCCUCUCUACCUUCACAGGGCACAGGUUGUGCAGAAGACAGCAGAGACCUGCAGCUCACAGCCCUGUGGCACCAAAGAUAGCUUGAUCUUUGGAGCAAUCACAUGCUUCACUGGUUUCCUGGGUGUAAUCACAGGAGCUGGGGCAACCAAAUGGUGCCGGUUAAAAACCCAGCGAGCUGAUCCUCUUGUCUGUGCUGUUGGCAUGCUUGGCUCAGCCAUCUUCAUCUGUCUGAUCUUCGUUGCUGCCAAGAGCAGCAUUGUGGGAGCCUAUAUUUGCAUUUUUAUCGGAGAAACUCUUCUGUUUUCAAACUGGGCUAUCACAGCAGACAUACUAAUGUAUGUGGUCAUUCCAACACGUCGUGCAACCGCAGUGGCCUUGCAGAGCUUCACUUCACACCUCCUGGGAGAUGCUGGCAGUCCUUAUCUGAUUGGAUUUAUCUCAGACCUGAUCCGACAAAGCACGAAGGAGUCCCCGGUCUGGGAGUUCCUCAGCUUGGGGUAUGCACUCAUGCUCUGCCCCUUUGUGGUUGUCCUAGGAGGGAUGUUUUUCCUGGCCACAGCCCUCUUCUUCCUAAGUGACCGAGCCAAAGCUGAACAACAGGUGAAUCAACUUGUGAUGCCUCCAGCCUCCGUGAAAGUCUGAGAUGUUGCCAGUGAAGAAAAUGACUUGUGGCCUCCUGCUCCCACCACCAGUCCCAAACUGGAAGCUCUUCCUUACUGGAAACCAGUGGAUCCUUCAGCUCCACAGCACCUUGGAAGGCUCAUCCAGCACCAACUCAAUCCUACCACUCCAGCCUGCAGGGUCAGGCACCAGGGGAUGAGCAGGGCAGCCUGGGACACCAGGACUUCUGGAGCACAAGGAAAUUCACCAGGCCCUCUGACCAUCAAAAGCAACUCUUCCACUGGACCCACCAUGUGCUACCCAAGUGAGUGACCAUAGCUUGUGUAAAUGGUUUUUAGUUGUAGCCAACAAAGUCUGCAUUGUUCUAGGGCAACUUCUGUCCUGUUGAAAGCUGCUGUUGUGUCAGCAGUCCCUCACCAGAGACUGCACUAGUUGGGGACCUAUUCUGUACAUCACCUUUUCUUUUACACUGAAGGCUCAAUUCAGAUUAUUAUUUUUUAUUUAAAUAUGUCAUAAGAUGCUUUAUCUCUGCUGGAGACAUUAGGUAACAGAUAUAUAAAUAUAUAUAUUUAGAUAUAGAAUUUUUAUUUAAACAUUUAAAAUCUGGAGCUGCCUGUACAAGCAGACCAGACACAAAUAACAUCCACAACUCUCCUCAGUGCCCCAGUAUCAGGCCCUGCAGGAUACCAGGUGGUACCUGUCACCUGAGCUAUGGGACAGAGGAGAGACUUCCACUGGGUGUGCUAGUGGUUGUUAACAGAAAGCCCAGAAGAACUUCAGAAAGAAAUACCUUGGGGGCUCUAGGGUUUGCUCAGUAUGCUAAAAUUCAGCCUCACCUAAGGGGUUGACAGGUUUUUUAAAUGCCAAAAUCCAUCUGGGUGAAUUGCUUUUACCCAGGGCUGGGUAAAUCCUGCUGUGGCAGUGACAUUGUGUUUUGUUUACAUGCAUAUCAAACGUGGUGUCAGUGCUCCCUCUCCUUCUCCCAGUAUUCCCAGAGCUGGUGGCUGAGGCUCUGCUGGAGCUGUUCCCUUAGGUUCACUGCACACCCAGGCCCCCUCCCAGGAUCCCCCCCUCUCCCUGGGCUCUCAGUUGGUCACUUUUAAUCUUUCUGAAGAUGGAUCUGAAUCAAUUACUGACCUUGUGGUCAGUGUCAGCACUGUGUGGGUCCAAAGCACAGAGCUGUCACCAGAACCUUGUCUCCUGCACUUCCCCCCCCAGAGCAAGCCCAGUUCAUACUGGGUCAGCUUGAUGCUGCAAGGGUGUGAGGAAGGAAGGAGAGCAGGGAUCCUGGAGAAGAGUCAGGAUUGCAGAGACAGGGUACUGGGUCAGGGAACUCCCUAUUUCCUUCUUUCUGUUCAGGUGCCUCCCCCAGUUUAGAUGCUCCCCUCCAGCACCCAUCUCAAGGAGGUGACUGCUCCUCCUGGGCUCAUAUUUCAGGAGUGGCUGGAGUAAGUCUACAAGGAGGAGUAAAUCAGCAAAGGAAAGGCCAAGGUGGGACUGGGCACCAGUUAAGUCUGGAAGCUGGCUGGCCUGACUCUGCUCAGUGUGUCCAGAGCCACAGCAAGGUACUGGCAGAACCUUUGGGGUUUUUAUCCCCACUCCACCUGUGCUAGGACCUUCAGUAGAGGUGGUUGGUAACUCCAGUGACCAGAAAUGAUCACUACUGACUGUCCAGGUGACUCCUGUAACAGUGUGAGCUUUCCUCCUCAUGGAACUCCACAGCACUCUUCUGCAGAGGUUGUUCUGUCACCUGAAAUACCUUAAGCUUUAAGGUUUGGCUCAACAACUAAAGCCAGGAAUUUUCCUCAAGUGCCUGAGCAUCCUCUGGAGAACAGCAAGUGGGUGCUAGAGAUAGUAAAGCAAAGCAGAUCCAAAACUAUGCUUUAUUUCCAACCCUGUGCCACUAUUUGCACUUGUAGGGGAAACACCACCUCCUUUAGUUUGGGAGCCAAACACUUGGCUUUAAAGGCACACGAAUUUCUGACUCCCAUUAAGAAAUCUCUUGUUAAGCUGUUCAAAAAGAAACAAAAAGCAACCCAGCAAUCAGUCAAUCUCAGAGACCAAAGCUAAUCAGCCACAUUUCCCAAGUUGCUGUUCUGAAAGGCUCUCUCUGUUGUGUAGCAUUUAUUGUCAACAAAAUGAAGCAUUCCUCCUAAAGUUCAGAGAUGAGGAAUUGUCCUUAAACUUAAUUCUCAGGAGCCAAGAAUGAAAAGGGAACUUCAGUGUUUGAAUUCACCAGCUCUCCUUGUUGGUGAGCAGCCCCAGUCUUGUUGGAGGAGCACAGUGCAGUGACAGGAGCUCAGCUCUGUCCCCUGGGCUUAUGAAGGAAAUUGCUGUGGCUUUCUGUUAAAUGUGGGAAGAGGGAAGGGAACAAGCAAGGUAGAGAGGAGCAAAUCCUACCUGCAGCACUUCCACACCAAGGGAUUCCUGGCUCAGAGAGGGAAGCCAGAGCAGCAGCAGCUAUGAUGGCUCAGAGGAGAGGAACAGAAGGGAAAAGGAACUCAGCCCUUCCACCUCCUGCAGAGGUUGCUGGCCCAGACCUGAAUGGCCAGAAGCUGAAAGGUUCUGUUCCUUGGUGAGUGGUUCUUGGUUCAGCUGUGAAGAACUGUUAAGUCAGCGCUCCUAGAAAGGUGUUUGGUCUGUCAGAGGGAAACCAGUUCACUUAGACCAAGGGGGGCUGUAGAUGAAGGCAAUCAGAGCUACAUCAAGCCUAGACACAAAACAUCCAUGUCAGCAAACAGCAACUGGGCUUGUGUUGCCCUGUAAGCCCCAUCCCAGGAUUUUAACACAAUCUCAACAUAGAUUUCCCAGGACAUUGGCCAUUUCUGCCAGUAUUACCAUGGGGACAGUCACUGCCUGGCCUUGGAUCUCUGCUGAGAUGCUGUAUAAAAAAAGCCACGUUGUGUUUCUGUACUCUUGGAGAGGUCAGCAGUUCCCCAUUAUUUAAAAAAAAAAAAAGACUCCCAGUACUGCAUUAUGCUGGUGCUGGACUCUGCACUUGGUGUGCAAUAUUCUGCUGGUUUUCCCUCUGGCUCCAUUUUUUGCAGCUAUGGAUGUAACCAGGCUUGGAAGCUGUCAGGGCCAGGGGGUUGCUGACCUUGUGAAGCAGUGGAACAAUUUCUGGUCUGUUCAUAGGAAGUCUCUGGAAUGAGAAGUUGAGUAUGGAUGCACGUUACUUAUAGCCAAGCUGAGUUAAAAUUAGUCAUUAAAAUUAUCACUCAUUAAAAUUAGUAUUUCUGGUUUUAGGAAGAAAGGCUGUUAAUAGGAAAAGAAAAUUAGUUUUUAAUAACCAAUCCACAUAAUUUUAGUACCCAUCACACUGAAGGAAGCAGGAUUCCAGCCCUGUCACUUACAGAAGUGGCUGUUCAGGUCAUCAAGGUUAUGUCUGUAGCUUUGAAACUUCACUACAAAAUCAAGUAGUCCCAGUAAGGAUGGGAAUACCUUUAAAGCCCCUGAUCUCUUGCACAAAAAUCACUUUAUGUGAAUGUCUGCAAAUUA